Corylus avellana is the source of this 3858-nucleotide messenger RNA. RefSeq names its product P-loop containing nucleoside triphosphate hydrolases superfamily protein (gene SRS2). Lineage: Eukaryota; Viridiplantae; Streptophyta; Magnoliopsida; Fagales; Betulaceae. The record is from RefSeq and is a predicted model, not a curated record. Gene Ontology annotation, biological process: recombinational repair. Gene Ontology annotation, molecular function: hydrolase activity; ATP binding; 3'-5' DNA helicase activity. Gene Ontology annotation, cellular component: nucleus.
CUGUGUCCUGUCUAUUUGCUGCUCCACCUCCUCCUAGGGUUAAGCUUUUGAGCCACAUUUUCCUCUUGAAUGUCUAAGGAAAAUGCGCAUCCAAUCGUGCCUCAAAUUUCUAGAGGAGAAAUCACAGAGGAACAAAAGGCUCGCAUUUCUCUGAACUUCAGAGCCGCAAAGGCACUGCUCGCUCGCAAAAGGCCUAAAAUUGUGGAUGAAAAUGAAAUUGCCACCCCAGUUCGGGUUGCUAGCAUCAAGAGAGUUCCUCUUGCAGAAUUACGGACAAACACGCCAUCCCCAUCUUUUUUGAUGGGGGUCAAGUCAACAGGUUGUGAAAAUAGCAGCAGUUCCUGUUCCAGGGGCUUAACUAUCAAUCGGAUGGAAUUAAUUGAUCAUAGUUCUAGAGCAAGCAGGAUUGGUGUUCCUUUAGAGAAUGAACAGAUGUUAGAUUCUUUUAAAACUCCUCUGAAACAACCAGAAUGUUCUACUUUAAUUGACUCCGUUUCGAUGAUGCCUAGCAUUCUAGAUGAUGAUUUUGAUGAGUCCAUUUUGGAAGAAAUAGAUGCUUUCUGUGACUCUGCAGCAAAAACAGAGAGGCGGGUUCCAAGUGGUGAAGCUUUUGUGGAUAAUCAGCAUACUAGUAAUAGUAGUGGUGUACUUUGCCCCACUUUGGAGCCUGCCACUGGAGCAAAUGGGUCGGGUACUUCUCAGACCAUACAGACUGGGAACAUGCCUGAGGAGUACCUGAAAUAUUUGCAGUCUCUGAAUGACAGGCAAAGAGAAGCAUCAUGUUAUGAUAUUUCAAUUCCUUUGAUGAUUGUUGCUGGUCCAGGAAGUGGAAAGACUUCCACAAUGGUUGGGCGUGUGUUUAUGCUGCUUAAUGAGGGUAUUAGUCCAUCAAACAUUCUGGCAAUGACUUUUACUACAGCAGCAGCUUCUGAGUUGAGAGAUCGCAUUGGAGCAGUGGCUGGAAAGUCAACUGCUAAGGAGCUCACAAUCAGCACGUUCCAUUCAUUUUCCUUGCAACUUUGUCGUUCACAUGCAGAGAAGUUAGGGCGCACAUCUGAAUUCCUAAUAUAUGGUCAUGGGCAACAGAGAAAAGCAACCAUUGAGGCUGUGCGGUUAUUAGAAAGUGAGGAAAGUAUACAAAAUCAUAAUGCCUGCAUACUUGGUGAAGGGUCUAAUGGUAUAACGUCUCUGCAACAUCUUAAGGAUAAGUCGAGGAAAUGGCUGAAGUUUGUGAUGAAGGCUAAAGCUUCUGGAAGGACUCCUGAAGAAUGCCGUAAGAUGGGUGAUGACAUAGGAGCUGUAGUUCUUGGGAACUACAAUGACAUUUUAAGGUCUUGUAAUGCUCUGGAUUACCAUGACCUAAUCAGCUAUUCUGUAAAGCUGCUAACCGAUUUUCCUGAAGUAUUCAAGGAGUGCCAUGAUUUAUGGAAAGCCAUUGUAAUAGAUGAGUUUCAAGACACAAGUUCCAUGCAAUACAAUCUUCUGCGGAUUCUUGCAUCUCAUAACCACAUAACUAUUGUUGGUGAUGAUGAUCAGUCCAUUUUUAGUUUUAAUGGAGCUGACAUUUCUGGAUUUGAUUCGUUUCGCAAAGAUUUUCCGAACUACAAAGAGAUCAGACUUAAUAAAAACUAUCGAUCCACACGCUGUAUUGUUGAGGCUGCAUCUUCUCUUAUACAAAAUAAUAUUAACCGAUGCCAGUUAAAAGAUGUUAUCACGGAUAAUUCUUCUGGAUCUAAGAUAACUAUUAAAGAAUGUCAUAAUGAGGAUUCACAGUGUGCAUUUGUUGUUGACAAGAUCUUGGAAACUGCUUCUAAUGGUUCUGCUGCGAGCUGCUCCUAUGGCAACAUUGCAAUUCUUUACCGGAGGCAGGUAUCAGGAAAAGUCUUCCAAAUGGCCUUCCGUGAAAGGAAAGUACCUUUUAACAUUCAUGGUGUAGCAUUCUAUCGGAAAAAGGUUGUCAGAGCCAUUAUUGCUAUGCUUAGAACAACAUUGCCUGCUUGUGAUGAUGCCCCAUACCGUCAGGUCUUCAAGGCUUUACUUCCUUUUGAGAAAGAGGAAAAGAAGAGGGUAAUUGACCACAUUGACAAAAUAUCAACUAUUAGAAAAUGCAGCUUUGUAUCAGCUGCUUCCGACAUCUUUAGUGAAAAGAUUUCUGGUACCUUCAAGAGGAGUCAGCUCACCCAAGGACGCAAGGUGUUGUCAACACUUGAGAUAGUAUCAAAACUUGUUCACAGGGAACAAUCAAUUUCAGCUGUCAUAACCUCAGUAGCAAACAUGGUACCUCAGAAAUACCUUCUUGAGCAACGGGCAAUUGUUGAUGCUGAUGGAGGAAAAUUGUUGAAUGAAGACAAUGACAUCAGAUCUGUUCUUCAGUACUUGCUGGAUGACGUCUCUGAAUUUUUAUCAACUAAAUUCAUUGCUGCAGAAAGGGCUAGUAAAACUGUAGCAGAAGAAAAAGGUUGUGUCAAUGUGCUCAAGGCUUUUAUUGACUUCAUAUCAGAGCGUGAGAGAGAAAAUUUUCGCUCUAGGAGACAUAAUAAUGAAAACUCUGUCACCUUGACUACCAUUCAUCAGUCAAAAGGCUUAGAAUGGGAUGUUGUUUUCAUUGUUAAGGCAAAUGAAUUUGAAAUUCCUUUGUUGCAUGAAUUUAAUGGUAUUGCAAAGGAAAAUGGGACCUUAAUUGAGGAGGAAAGGCGCCUAUUAUAUGUUGCAAUGACUCGUGCUCGGAAAAGGCUUUUCAUUCUCUAUGUCAUGAUGGAUUCCAAUUGGCAGAUGCUUCAGCCAUCAAGAUUUCUCAAAGAAAUUCCAGAUCAUCUUCGAGAGGUUCAGGCUGAAGUCAGUAUACAAGAUUUACAAACAAAGCAGGAACACAUUCCAAAUGAAACCUUGCAGUUUUCCAUUGAUCUGCCAAGAGAAAAAGAACUUUCUGAAGUAGAUAUGGUGCCAGAUGAUUUCCUGAAAUCUUGUAAUUAUAAGGCUUCAAAAGAGUGGAAAGAACCAGUUGAGGCAAGCAAUGGGAAUGGAUUCUUAAGAAGGUUCAGUGUCGAGGAUAGAUUGGUUAUUUCCCAUUUAUUCCAUAAAUGGGCUAAGAAGCAAGCAUUUCAAAAUCCUAAGAGGUUGCUUGACAAGGUGGGCUUUGUGAUUGAUGAACGCCUUAGAGCGAAGAAAAACAAACACAAGGAUGUUUUGAGUGCGCUGAAGUCUUGCUUGAGCUGUGACGAAGCAUUUCAAUAUGCAGAAAAUGUUUUGAGAUGGGAGAAAAUUCCAGCUGAUCAACGUGCCCAUUUGAUGCGGGAAAAGCAGGAGCAUUUCCAAAAACUAAGGAUUGAGAAUUCAAUGGGUUCAUCAGCAGCAACAUGUAAACAGAUCUCUUAUUUGCAAAGUUUGGGAUGCACUGUCACCCCUACAUCGCGUCUCCAUGCUUCACGUUUGAUCGAGCAAUAUAAAUCAUUGUGAUUAUUCGCCAUUACAAUUCCUGCAUGUUGGGAAAGGUCAUAUUUGUAAAUGUCUCCAACGUUUUUGGUUAACGUUGUUUGAUAAAAUGAUUGUCACUUAUGAACUGUGGAGCCUAAAGAAAGGGCCAUGGCAAGAAACUCACAGUUGAUAUUGAAAGGCAUUGCUUGCUGCCUCGACAGAAGAAAAGGUCAGCGAGUUUAGGUUGAGGCCUACGAUGAACAGGAUGUUAGAAAGUUUUCAAAAUCAAAUAUAAUUAUAUGUAUAGUUUUACUUUCCUUUCUUUUAUUGAACCUAUUAAUAAUAAUCUUGAAUUCUCAAGGGGAAAAAGUGGAAAGAAAAAGAUGUUUAUUAAUGUCUCUACUAACAUACGUAUAUUUAUUAUUUUAAAGUGAUUGAGUGUAU